Messenger RNA from Lingula anatina, 921 nucleotides. RefSeq names its product cytochrome P450 2J4-like. Gene Ontology annotation, molecular function: oxidoreductase activity, acting on paired donors, with incorporation or reduction of molecular oxygen, reduced flavin or flavoprotein as one donor, and incorporation of one atom of oxygen; iron ion binding; steroid hydroxylase activity. The record is from RefSeq and is a predicted model, not a curated record. Gene Ontology annotation, cellular component: intracellular membrane-bounded organelle; cytoplasm. Gene Ontology annotation, biological process: xenobiotic metabolic process. Lineage: Eukaryota; Metazoa; Brachiopoda; Lingulata; Lingulida; Lingulidae.
AUGACCAACGUUGUUGUACAGAGUUUCUCUGAGUUAUUCGCUACCAUUGGUUUGCCGACAGUUAUGAUAUUCGCGGCAGUGUUGUUGUUAAGUCUGUGGAUCCUGUCUUCCAGCAAUCCUCGGGUGAACUGGCCGCCCGGACCAUUAUGUUUCCCCGUGGUGGGAUGUCUCCCUCAGCUGAUGAUCAGCGGUAAAAGACGACAACCGACAGAUCUUCUUCCAUGGUAUGAUACAUACGGAGAUAUCAUGCACAUCAAACUUGGUGAACAACACAUGAUAAUGCUGGGGACUUAUGAGUUGAUAGAAGAGGCCUUCGUGAAGAAUGCAGCUACAGUCAGUGAUAGGCCUACCUGGGUAUAUUUUUUAAGACAAAUAGUAGGAAAAGACGGUGCUGGAGUUUUAUUUAAAAACGGACACGCAUGGAAGGAGCUGAGGAGAUUCACACUCUCGUCCCUUCGAGAUUUCGGCCUUGGGAGAAAAAGUUUACAAGAAAAAAUUCAGGAUGUGGCCAGAUACUUGGUGCAAAGCAUUGAAGAUGAAAAUGGAAAGGCUUUCUCACCAAGGAAUAGGGUUGGGAAAGCUGUCAACAACAUUAUUUCUUUCGUAGUGUUUGGAGCUAGAUAUGACUAUGAUGAAACCCCAGCGAUGUUGCCAAUUUUGGAGGAAUCCUUGAGAAUGAACAAAGGAGGCCCAUUGUCAUUUACCAACUUGGUGCGCUUCUUCUUGCCGAAGAAGAAGUUCGCCCUCUUGGAUAAAUUCUAUAGUUUGGUAAGACAGGAGGUAGAACGACAUCGCCAGUCUUUUGAUCCAACUGACAUCCGGGACUUCAUUGACCUCUAUAUAAAGGUCACUCAAGACAGACUAGAUCCAGAGAUUUUCACAGGCAUGACGAUUUCACAUACAGAGCUAAUCCCGACCUGA